Molecule: messenger RNA, 2823 nt
Organism: Paramuricea clavata
Lineage: Eukaryota; Metazoa; Cnidaria; Anthozoa; Malacalcyonacea; Plexauridae
Source: the annotation of a GenBank genome assembly
AUGAAAAAUACGAGUAGUUCGGUUUUGGAAAGCACAUUGGAUUUUAUCGAGCGGAAGAGAGCAGAGGCUCUUCGUCGUUUAAGGGAAGGAAAAUCCUCGGAAACGGAGGGGGAUAUUAACGACCGUUUCGACGAGUAUGCUCGAAGCGAAAGGAGAAAAGCCAUCGGAAAGGGUAUCAUCAGGUCUGCGGCAAAAAGAUUUCGCGAUCGUCGCGAGCAGACCGCAAAGUACGAAAGGGCGGAAAUCCGUAAUCAAAAAAGAUGGGAAAAAGAGAUUUUAGAGGAGGAACGGCGUCGCGAGAAAGCGAGUGUAUCGCGGGAAGCAAAAAAGGAGUUGCAGAGACUUCGUCGCAACGCAAAGGCACGCGAAAAGUAUCGUGCGGAAAAUCUUCGUAUCGCUUCGGGAAAAUGGAAGGGUAAGAAGAAAUUGGGAAAAAUACAACUGAAGCUCGGUGACAAACUUAAGAGGAUUUGGGAGUCCGAAAAGGAUUUUACACCCAUGUUGGAAAACAACGCCAUCGAUAAUAGGGUAAAAAAGUACACGAUUACUCCGGAAGGAAGAUACGAUCCACCCUUCUUUUUGGAAAGGGUUACGGAUGCGGUGAUCAGACUUAUCCGAUCGACGAAGGGGUCUAAGAACGUAAGGUUGAUUCUAACAUGUAUCAUGGUACGGAAGACGAAGGACGGCAACGAAGAGAGGAGGACGGCCUUUUUCCGUUCGAAGAACCACAAGUUGCAUGGUACGGAAGGAACGAUCGAUGCCGUCGAAGAGAUGAAGGGAAAAAUUCUAAAAUCUUUUUCGGAAUAUCAGAAGGAGGGAAGUUCGUGGAUGUUGUUUCGUCUGAUAAAGUUGGAUAUUUUUAUCGAAGGAUACGAUCCGGUUCGCGGUGCAAAGCAUGAAAAAUUACCGAAGGGAUUGGCAAGAGGUUCGAUCGUCAACAUGUUGAACAAGAACGACGACGAAUGUUUCAAGUGGGCGGUAACGCGUGCGUUGAAUCCGGUUGAGAAAGAUCCCGGUAGAAUUUCGAAACUUCUCCGUAAACAAUCCGAAGAGUUAAAUUGGGAGGGAUUGAAAUUUCCGUUGAAAGUGUGUGACGUUGAAAAAUUCGAAAAGCUGAAUCCUGGAAUUACAGUCAGCGUAUUUGGAAUAGACGAAAGUAAGACAAUUUACGCUUUGAAAGUAUCGAAAAGACGGAAUUCCGUUCGUCUUUUCUUUUGGGAAAAUCAUUACGGAGUUGUGAAAAGUAUGUCUGGACUUCUUAGCAAUCAACUUAGUAACCACCAGCAUCGAAAAUACAUUUGCGAUCGAUGUCGGAACGGAUUUGGUACCGAAAAGUUACUAACGGACCACGAACCGUUAUGUUACGAUCACGAAGGUCAGACUCAAAAAUAUCCGAAACCGGGUACGAAAAUAAGAUUCCGCAACUAUCAAAAGAUGCAGGAAUUUCCAAUUUACAUAGUCGGUGAUUUCGAAUGUUUUUUGGAACCGUUGGACGUGAAGAAGAUGAGUAACGAAGGGACGCUUCAGUACCAGAAGCAUAAUCCUAGCGGGUUCGGUUACUACGUGAAUUGUUUCGACGAUAGUUUGUACAAGUCCAAGUACGUACAUUACACCCAGCAGUACGAGGACGAAGACGUUACUUUGACAUUUUGUAAGUAUGUUUUGUCGGAUAUGAUUGAAAUUUAUGAAAGAUUUAAGGAACCGGCUCCUUUAAAAAUGACCGAGGAGGACGAAAAAGAUUUUGAAAAAUCUAUCCGGUGUAACGCGUGUCGAAGGAUAUUUGAGGUGAAGAGGGACGAGGAAGAAGAGGGAAAACAGAAAAAAGUAAGGGAUCACUGCCACUAUUCGGGUCGUUAUCGCGGCGCGGCAUGUUGUAAGUGUAAUUCGAGGAUGAGACAACCAAGAUUUAUCCCGUUUUCAUUUCAUAAUUUGGAAUGUUACGACGCUCAUCUUUUUAUCGUGAAUCUGGCGUUACUCGGGGGUGGAAUAGACUGUAUUCCAAAAACGAAAGAAAGAUACAUUUCGUUCUCGAAAGGUAUACGCGUCGACUCGUAUAUAGACGAGGAAGGUAAAUCCGUGGGUAUCUAUCGGGAGUUACGGUUUUUGGACUCUUUAAAAUUCAGACCGGCUUCGCUGAAUAAGCUUGCAAAAGGGUUGGGAAAGGACCAGUUUAAGAAUUUGGAAGGAGCGACUUUGGAUUACACUGUCGAACAGCGUAAAGUAUUAAAGUUGAAGGGUGUGUAUCCGUACGAGUAUAUGGAUGGAUUUUCCAGAUUGAACGAGACGUGUCUUCCUCCGAAAGAGAAAUUUUAUAGCAGUUUGUCGGAAUCACAUAUUACCGACGAGGAGUACGAGCGUGCACAAUACGUGUGGAAAUUAUUCGGAAUGAAAACCAUGCGUGAUUACCACGACGUCUAUUUAAAAACGGACGUUCUUCUUUUGGCAGACGUGAUGGAUGAUUUUCGGAAGAACAGUAGUAAGGAUUACAAACCUCUGUGGUAUUACACGUCUCCGUCUUUAACGUGGGACGCGUGUUUAAAAAAGACGGGGAUCGUUCUCGACUGCAUAUCCGACCCGACGAUGUAUAAUUUUUUCGAAGAGUCGUGUCGCGGUGGAAUCAGUACAGUUCUGAAAAGGUUUGCCGUCGCCGACAACAAGUACAUCGGUAUUUCGAAAAUUCCGGAAUCGGUCAUUCGAUGGUUGAAAGAUCUGAACGUCACCUUUCAAAACAAUCCAAAGUAUUGGGAAAAGAUCAUGGACGCCUUCGAAAGGAAAUUAGAAAUUUUACUAAGAAAUUAUAGCGACGAGGACGUACCUGAAUAA